This is a messenger RNA of Thalassophryne amazonica, 2419 nucleotides long. RefSeq names its product NKD inhibitor of WNT signaling pathway 2b (gene nkd2b). Gene Ontology annotation, molecular function: calcium ion binding. Bases 301 to 1683 code for a protein of 460 amino acids. Gene Ontology annotation, biological process: negative regulation of Wnt signaling pathway. Gene Ontology annotation, cellular component: cytoplasm. The transcript has 10 exons. The record is from RefSeq and is a predicted model, not a curated record. NCBI's taxonomy places the organism in Eukaryota, Metazoa, Chordata, Actinopteri, Batrachoidiformes, Batrachoididae.
UAUCUCUUAUUUUGAAAGUGCCGCCGGAAGUAUCGCCCUGGUUUUGUGUAACUUGACGGCGGACUCUUUGAAAGCGCUUCCACAGUCCGUGUGGAGACAGAGACUCAGGGAGUCUGACUCGGGCAGUCUUGUCUCCUCCGCUGAUUCGGUUUAAAGAACACAUACAGAACUGGUAUUUCAAUGAAAAGCCGAUGUAAGCGACUUUUGAAUGAAGUUUCCUUUUUGCUGAACAAACACAAUGUGACGGUGCUGAACGAGUGACUGUUUUUGAAUGUCGGAGCAGUGAAGAGGAAUUAAAGAAUGGGCAAACUUCAGUCCAAACACGCGUGUAAGCGCAGAGAAAACCCUGAAGGAGACAGUUUUGUUGUGAACGCCUUCCUGCGCAGAGGGAUGGAGGAAUGUGAGAGGUACAACUCACCGGAUCACAAGAACAAACACGUCCAGGAGUUUCCAACUGGCGAGCAGAAUGAAGGACAAUUUGAGGAUCAGCAUUGCCCCCUAGAGGUGGUUCUUCCUCCGGAGAAGGCAGAGGGCUGUGAGAGCUACCUACAGUAUGUACACCCAGAGGAUGGAGAUCGGGAGCUACUGAGAGAUGCCAGCAAAGGUCCAGGGAAGAAACGCAUCAGUCUGGAUGACUUGGAGUGUGAUGUUUCUGUGGAAGAUGAUAAUCGUCAGGAGUGGAUCUUCACCCUUUACGAUUUUGACAACAGUGGGAAAGUUACUAAAGAGGACAUGUCCAGUCUGAUGCAUACCAUCUACGAUGUGGUGGACGCCUCUGUCAAUCACUCCUGCAGUAAUAAGAGCAAAACUCUGCGGGUCAAGCUGACCGUCACCCCAGAGCCAAAGUGCCACAGGCGAGAAACAGGGACAGGUAAAGAACGCUGUCACCAGGAGGACGUGCGCUCAGCUGACAAACGCCUCUCCUCUUAUAUCAGCAAAGGCCAGAGCAAUGAGGUACCAGUCACUGAAGGUCAACAUUACUGUGUGGAUGAGAACACAGAGAGGAGGAAUCACUACCUGGACCUGGCUGGUAUAGAGAACUACACCUCCAGAUUUGAAGGAACUACUCCCUCCUGCCCUCCUCCGGAGACUCAUGUUCGAAGUUCCCACAGCCAAAGCCGCUCCCGCUCCCAGGAGCCAGAACCUCAAGUGGUUCACCAGCGACGCUCACAGGUCAUCAGCGAUAGCUGCAACCCCACAGAGUCCCGAAACAAGAGCGCACAGUUCCUCAAAUCCCCCAAAGGAACCUAUAAAGGAAGUGGAGGUAAUAAUGGAGGCAGUGCGGGUGGCAAAUCCACUAAAUGCCACUGGUACCACCCCCCAGUGCAGUCCAUUCUGCAGAGUGGCAAUGCAACAAACCAUGGCGGUCAGGACGUGUACCAUUUACCUCACCAGGCACAAACAUCCGGCCACCACCAGCACCCGCUUCAAUACAGCCACAGCAAACGCCUGAGAGCCAAAUCCAGGGAGGCUGUGUCCCCAUCCAAAACCCCACUGUCCCCUCCCUCCCACCUCCAGCAACAACCCCCGCUGCCCUCUGUACUACCAAGCUUGGAUCGAGAGCAGGCAUCUGGCCCACCUGGAAGCCCUGGGUUUGUGGUUCCUGUGGUCCAACGCCAUGAGCACCACCAUCACCACGAACACCACCACCACCACCACUACCAUCAUUACCAUCAGACAUGACCAUCUCCAGAGCACAGACUGACCCAGUACAGGACCAACCACCACCACCACCACCACACCAGUCUCAAGGACCUACAACAGUCCCCACGUGACUUGCGGGGACAGCAUCUGACCAGGAUCUUUUUUUAAUCUCUCUUGCAAGCUAUACAAAUAUAUCCUGAGAUUAGACGUACUAAGGAAUCAUGUAGUGUGAUGGCGGAUCGCGCUGGAUUGGAAGGAUGUUUUUCUGAAGUUUCUGUGUAAUAACAAAAGAUAUAUGACACAGUUUUGAAGUUUUUGUCGAUGUUCUGCUCGGACAGCAGCAAUGGAAAGGCACAGGUACAAGAAAGGAGCAGAUCUGAAUCCUUUUGUGGUAACAUCUCGCCCCUCGUGAUGCUGUUUGUUGAAGCUAUACGUGUCAGAGUCGGCAUGUUGUUUUUUUGUUUGACCUUUCCAAAUCAUGGAUCUCAGGUGUAACGGUGCUGCUGCUCUCAAGCUUUUCACGGAGGCUAUUUCCUCGGGGUGGCCUGCUGUGGACUGAGGGCUUAGUUGUUUUUUUUGUUUGGGUUUAUUGGGGGGUCUGAAAUCACCACUGCCAGUUUUAUUGCAAAAAUAUCUCACUAUAUGUAUAAUUCUAUAUAUGUAAACACAUUUUACUGUAUAAUUAUUACACUGUAUAUGCAUAUUUCAUCUUGGAUAUAAUUAUGCAUAUAUGUAUUUUGUCUUUUAUAUAUUUUAAUAAACAUUAUAUAGUUCA